Messenger RNA from Mesitornis unicolor (brown roatelo), 1480 nucleotides. It is a transcript of the gene ISM1, whose product is annotated as isthmin 1, angiogenesis inhibitor. Gene Ontology annotation, biological process: negative regulation of angiogenesis. The record is from RefSeq and is a predicted model, not a curated record. NCBI's taxonomy places the organism in Eukaryota, Metazoa, Chordata, Aves, Mesitornithiformes, Mesitornithidae.
CCAUCAUUGGAGCCGGGGGUACUGGCAGGACUGCACGCUCUCUCAGUUGUUACAGUUAUUGCUUUUUUCCUCAGAACACACUCACUGCAGAUGACCCUUCUCCUGAAGACAGCUUCACCCUGAACCCCAAGGACAAAAGAGAAUACCCUGAUCUCCAGGCUGCCCACCGGCCAUUCCCUAAGCAGCGAUUUAGGCAGGAAAAUGGACAUACGUCCUUGCAAAGAGAUGGACCCAGAUCUUUCCUCCUGGAUCUCCCAAACUUCCCUGACCUGUCAACAGCAGAUAUCAAUGGGCAGAAUCCCAACAUUCAGGUUACCAUAGAAGUGGUCGAUGGCCCCGACACUGAGACAGAUAAGGAUCUGCAGAAAGAGAGCAGCAAGCCUAGCUGGCCAGUCCCAUCACCUGACUGGAGAAACUGGUGGCAGAGGUCCUCCACCUUGACUCGCAUGAGCAGCGGUGACCAGGACUACAAGUAUGACGGCACUACUGAGGACAGCAACUUCCUAAACCCUCUUGGUGGGUGGGAUAGUCAUGCACCCAGUCACCGGACAUUUGAGUCCAAGGAGCAGCCAGAGUACGAUUACAUUGACGGUGAGGGAGACUGGAGCCCAUGGUCUCUUUGUAGCGUCACCUGUGGGAGUGGCAAUCAGAAGCGGACACGGUCCUGCGGGUACGCCUGCACUGCCACUGAGUCACGGACCUGUGACAGGCCCAACUGCCCAGGGAUCGAAGAUACCUUCCGGACAGCUGCCACAGAAGUGAGCUUACUUGCAGGAAGUGAAGACUUCAAUGCUACCAAACUCUUUGAAGUUGAUACUGAUAGUUGUGAAAGAUGGAUGAGCUGCAAAAGCGAGUUCUUGAAGAAAUAUAUGCACAAAGUGGUCAAUGAUCUUCCCAGCUGCCCAUGCUCCUACCCCAGAGAAGUUGCAUACAGCACUGCUGAAAUCUAUGAUCGAAUUAAGAGGAAAAACUUCCGCUGGAAAGAUGCAAGUGGUCCAAAGGAAAAACUGGAGAUCUAUAAGCCCACUGCACGGUACUGCAUCCGCUCCAUGCUCUCUUUGGAAAGCACAACGCUUGCAGCACAGCACUGCUGCUAUGAUGAUAAUAUGCAGCUGAUCACCAGAGGGAAAGGGGCAGGUACACCAAACCUAAUCAGUACCGAAUUCUCAGCAGAACUCCAUUACAAAGUGGACAUUCUGCCUUGGAUUAUAUGCAAAGGUGACUGGAGUCGAUACAAUGAAGCACGGCCUCCAAACAAUGGGCAGAAGUGUACAGAAAACCCUUCAGAUGAAGACUACUAUAAGCAAUUUCAAGAAGCAAGGGAAUACUGAGAUUUUCCUCCUCUUGAGACAGAAAAUAUCAUUCAUUUCCUGGAUGUCUAAGAACUGAUAACGGCUGCUGCAUUGCCUCCUUGAUCAGGAGUUGAUCAGUUUCUUUCUAAUGAAUGUAUAUAGUUGUAAUAUAAUACAUAAGUAUUUUU